AUGGUAGAUACACAAAUAACAAAAUUAUCACCGCUGAGAGCUAUAUCUGUCCAACCAUCCCGAAGUAAAUAUUUUAUUAUUACACCCAAAGAUGAUCCUCACUGGCCCGAUGCUCUACCCGAUGAAGGAACAACAGUUUAUGCCCGAGAGUUGGCCAAUGGAAUGAUGACAUCAUUGUCGUGUUUUUUUAAAGAACCUGUCACAAUAAAUUAUCCAUUUGAAAAAGGUCCCUUAAGCCCUAGGUUCCGUGGAGAACACGCACUUAGAAGAUACCCAUCGGGAGAGGAGCGAUGUAUCGCAUGUAAGCUCUGUGAAGCAAUUUGCCCUGCUCAAGCAAUAACAAUCGAAGCAGAAGAAAGAUCAGAUGGAUCCAGAAGAACAACUCGAUAUGACAUUGAUAUGACCAAGUGUAUUUAUUGCGGAUUUUGCCAAGAAGCUUGUCCUGUGGAUGCUAUUGUUGAAGGCCCCAAUUUUGAAUUUUCAACUGAGACCCAUGAAGAGUUAUUGUACAAUAAGGAGAAACUUUUGAAUAAUGGUGAUAGAUGGGAAAGUGAAAUUGCAAGCAAUAUUCAAGCUGACCAUCUAUACCGAUAA
This is a messenger RNA of Cotesia congregata, 594 nucleotides long. NCBI's taxonomy places the organism in Eukaryota, Metazoa, Arthropoda, Insecta, Hymenoptera, Braconidae. The record is from the annotation of a GenBank genome assembly.